AUGUCGCCACCACAGUCCGCCGGUGGUAUUUUGCCUACCUCCCGAAGGAAGCAGAUUCCCGGUACUCUCGUACUGAACUGGCAAUCGCCCGAGACACAGGCUUCAAAACCGCUCAUUCGUCGUCCCAUGACGGCAUGUGAGGCAUGUCGCGCGGCCAAGGUAAAGUGUAACGGACAGCGAAGCUGUGAGCGAUGCACCAGCCGCGGCCUUCAUUGCACAUACACUCCGUCACCGAAUACGCAGGAUAUAAAUGCGAGUGGCAAUCUUGGAGCCGAAACAGUGACUCUGACUUCUCCGCCAAAUAGCCAGUCGUCCUGUACACCUAGUAUACAGAUGCUGCCGAGCCAAACGACGCCAGAUCCGAUACCGGUCAGCUUACCAGAUGAUAUCUUUCCCCUACCCAGCUGCAGCGCAAGCGCUGUUCAGUCCGUACCGACAGACAAUGCUCUAGAGCACUGGCGCGAGGAAACAUUCAACCAGGGACUCGAGCAGUUUGACUGGGUUUUCCCAGAAGCAGACAUCGGCCCUGAGGUAAGCCUGCCCACCACGUCAAUUCUCAGGCCACGAUUAGUAACAGGAUCUUCCCAGCCCUCUCAGAACCCAAGCCAAAGCGACUUCAACAACUUUUUCCCGCACCCCCCAGAACCAAUCCCUCGGACAGUCAGUAGAGGCUCAGCACCACUAUCUGAUCCCCCCGUCAUAUCACCGCGCAGCCAGCAUCAGUCACGGAACUGCCAAUGCCGAGCAAACAUGAUGCACCACGUCCCCAAAAUCGAGUGCGCAAUACAAGAGAAGCCCAAACCGCAACUAGACAAGAUGUUCAAAGUGACCGGCGACGUAAUUAGGAGCUGUCAAGAGUCGACCCGCUGCGGCUGUUACGUGGGCCCCGUAGACCUCGUCUGCAUUAUGAGCGUAUUUGAGCAGACAGCCGUGUGCUUUGACUACAUUGCCAAGUCCGGUUUCGAUGGUACUGCGAAGGUCGGAAUUGGCAAUUACUGCGUCUCGCUCAAUGAUGACGCUUCGUUGAAACGUAUGCUUGUCUUGGAUCUUGUCCGACAGGCUGAUACGCUGUUGGACUCGGUGAGCGUCCUCGCGCAGAAUAUGUUCGUGUCUUUGAAUGAGCCUAGUGCCAAAAGCUUGAAUCGUUCACCGGCUUGCUUGAACCAACUUAAUCUAGAUUAUGUACGCGAGGCGACGGCGAGUUUUAAGAAGCUUUUCCGUUUGAUCACGGAGUACUUUGAGGGAUUUAAGGUCGUAGGGCAAAAGGAGUUUGGAGUUCUCUUUCUCUUAGCUUUCCUAAUCGAGACCGCUACGAACCAUCCUGGUACCAGCCCACACUACCCCGACUACCAGAAACCGCCCGCCAAAUCUUCCGAGACUACUCGCAUAUCCCCGAAGACAACAUCCUCGAACACAUCUACCGAGUCCGUAACAAAGCAUGGGACGUUUGAAACCCCGUCUAAUAACUCCCCCAGUCUCCCAUACCCCUGCAUUGGAGUCUUCCGCUUCCUCGACUUCGGCGCAAACCUCUCCCCAAUCUACCCAGAGGUAAUUCAACGGCUUCGCGCCGGCCAAACCUUCCUAGACCUAGGCUGCUGCUUCGGACAAGACAUCCGCAAACUCGUGCACGACGGCGUACCAUCCGAGAACAUCAUCGGCGCGGAUACAGAAGGCCGGUUCAUGGACCUGGGCUACGAGCUCUUCCGGGAUAAAGACACGCUUAAGGCGCGGUUCUACGCGGCUAGCGUGUUCGACGAGGAAUUUCUCUCUGAGUGGCAUGGUAAGAUCGAUAUCAUCUACGUCGGGGCGUUUCUGCAUCUGUUUGAUAUCGAGAAGCAGGCGCUUGUGGUGGCGCGGUUGGUGGAGUUGUUGAGGAGACGGCCGGGGUCGAUUGUGUUUGGGAGGAAUCUGGGGGCGGAGCGGGGUGGGGCGUUUCGCAUGAAGACGCUUGGUUGGGAUGUUUUUCGGCAUAGUCGGGAGACGAUGAGGUUGUUGUGGGAGGGUGCGCCGGAGGGGGAUUGGCGGGUGGAUGCUGAGUUGAUGGAGUAUCGGUCGGAGGGGUGGGAUGAUAGUCGGAGGGGGUGGGUGGGGGAUGAGACUAAGGAGAUGAGGUUUGUUGUUAGGAGGUUGUAG
Aspergillus oryzae RIB40 is the source of this 2133-nucleotide messenger RNA. RefSeq lists its product as uncharacterized. Gene Ontology annotation, biological process: regulation of DNA-templated transcription. The record is from RefSeq and is a predicted model, not a curated record. Bases 1 to 2133 code for a protein of 710 amino acids. Lineage: Eukaryota; Fungi; Ascomycota; Eurotiomycetes; Eurotiales; Aspergillaceae. The transcript has 4 exons. Gene Ontology annotation, molecular function: DNA-binding transcription factor activity, RNA polymerase II-specific; zinc ion binding.